Adineta ricciae is the source of this 729-nucleotide messenger RNA. The record is from the annotation of a GenBank genome assembly. NCBI's taxonomy places the organism in Eukaryota, Metazoa, Rotifera, Eurotatoria, Adinetida, Adinetidae.
AUGAUUGUCUACGAUUUGGAUUCGUUAGUCGGUGUUAACAAAAGCGAGUCCGUCUCUUCCAUGGGUUUGUCAAGUAGUCAGUCGCUGGCCAAUCAAAACUUAUACAUAUUUGUCAAGGAGAACUUUCAAUUAGCUCAUAUUGAACCGACACUUUCGAGCGAUGAUUCAACUCAGGUGGAAGAGAAAUGGUCGAUCGUGGUCAUCCGUGAUCCAUUUCUCUGUCGUCAAUUCUGCGACGAUGUUCAAUUCACUUUAUCCGUCAGUGAAACUCAACAGCGAGCAGCCGAUCGAGCAGAAGCUGAACAAACACUGCGGUGUGUCCAAUGCAAUGAUUUUUACAGUGAGGAAGACAACAAAGUAGGACAAUGUGUUCAUCAUGAUGGAUUUGUCUAUGAUAAUUAUUCAAACACGCUAACUCAAUGGUCACCUGAACGCGCGAUCGAACAGCUACUCAUUGAAGAAGCGGAGGCUGUACAACAGGCAAAUGUUGGAAAUGGUCCACUGACGAACGAACAGAAGGAACGUGCUGAACGAGCAAAACAACGCUUUCGAUAUAUUUGCUGUAAUCAAAUGUUACAAACAUCGGGCAACGCAAAUGGAUGCAAAAAGGGUAAACAUGGCCCACAAAAUAUCACACGAAACGAAUGGGAAUUGGCACGUGACAAUAAUCAAGAGUAUCACGAAAAACGUCGACGUUUGCUGACCAUCAGAGCAGAACAACAUCAAUAA